Molecule: messenger RNA, 306 nt
Organism: Diaporthe amygdali
Lineage: Eukaryota; Fungi; Ascomycota; Sordariomycetes; Diaporthales; Diaporthaceae
Exons: 2
Coding region: 1-306 (101 amino acids)
Source: RefSeq, a predicted model, not a curated record
AUGCAAAUUCUUGAACGCCGGCAUCAGCUCGGGAAGCAGUGGCUCCUCGCGGCAAACAAGUGUUUGUUGAAGACCAUCUGCGUGUCUUGCUCACCCGUCCGUAUCCUCAUGCUGCGCAUUCAGAGUUCUUUGGUGAUCAGUCCGCUUGCCAGCACCAGCCGCUGCAAUCCCCGUGGGCGACUGGCAACGAAGAUGGCACCGAACACUGGAGAUCCAGUGCUUGUGGGCUACCAGACGUUUGGGUUAGGAAUAGCAGGAUGCAUUCAAUUCAGGAGGAAUGGUAUCCAAUUGGAGAGAGUUCGGUAG